GCCAGGCGCAUGCGCAGAGGGGCUCGCCGGGGGUACUGGCUCUGCGGGAUGUCUCCGGUGCACUCCAAGCCCGACUCGGCGCCGCUCUCGCGGAGGUUGCUGGCCCGCUACCUCCUCCUCCUCCGCCUUUAUCCGGUGCUCACCAAGGCCGCCUCCAGUGCCUUCCUGUCAGCUCUAGGGAGUCUCCUGUCCCAAGUAAUUGAGAAGAGCCAGAAAAAGAGGAGCCUUAACUGGCGGGAACCCCUUCGAUUUGCUGCCUAUGGUUUCUUAUUCACCGGACCUCUCAGCCAUUACUUUUACCUCUAUUUGGAGCAACUCAUUCCUUCGGACGCACAAUUUGCUCUCAUCAAACGACUACUGGUGGACCGUCUGAUUGUCUCCCCGGCCUUCCUGGCCCUCUUUUUCCUGGUCAUGAACUUUUUGGAGGGGAAGGACAUGUCUGAGUUCUCCAAAAAGAUAAAAUCUGGUUACUGGACAUCCUUAAAGAUGAACUGGAAAGUAUGGACUCCCGUCCAGGUUAUUAACUUCACUUAUGUCCCUUUGCAGUUCCAGGUGCUCUUCGGAAACCUCGUUGCCGUCUUGUGGUUCGCCUACUUGGCGUCAGUCAAGAAGAGAUGAGGCGAAAUCUGCGGUUCUGGCCCAGCAAAGGAAGCGGCCAUGAUUUUUUUUCCCCCUGAGGUGGCGGAAGGAGGGAGCAGAGGAAGAUGGCUUGUGAGCCUGAUGGGCCACUUCUCUCCCUUUGCAAGCUGCCCUCCGGCUUUUGUCCUCACAUCUGGGGCCUGGACGAAGGGACUCCCCUUGUUGCUUUCCCCUCAUCUCCCCCAAACACAACACACCUAAUAGCCAUGACUUAACAAGAGGCCAUUUUGUGCUCUUCUUUUCAGAUCUUUUCCAGACGCGAUUGCUGGAAAGGUUUUUCUGCCUUUUUCCUCACACAGCGCUUAAAGGGUGGUGGUUAAUCUGUGGGCAGGGAUCAGAACGGGCCAUUAAAUAUGUGCGUGCCUGGUUUCCUGAGCAGUAAACAUAACGAGAACAGUCUCUUGAAUUAAAAAAAAAAAGCCUUACUGUGA
Messenger RNA from Pantherophis guttatus, 1070 nucleotides. RefSeq names its product peroxisomal membrane protein 2 (gene PXMP2). The record is from RefSeq and is a predicted model, not a curated record. NCBI's taxonomy places the organism in Eukaryota, Metazoa, Chordata, Lepidosauria, Squamata, Colubridae. Gene Ontology annotation, cellular component: peroxisomal membrane; cytoplasm.